UUAACUGUUGUUUAUAGCCUCGUUUUUCUCUCAGGAUUUAUUGGAAAUUUGUGCACGUGCGUUGUCAUAGCAAAAAAUAAUUACAUGCAGACGACAACAAAUUAUUAUCUGUUUAAUUUAGCUGUCUCUGAUUUAAUGCUGAUUAUAUUUGGUUUACCUCCAGAAUUAUAUUCAGUUUGGGAAUCGUACCCAUGGAGAUUUGGAGAGGUUUUCUGUAUCAUCCGACACACUGUUAUGGAAAUGACAUCGUAUGCCUCAGUGUUGACUAUUACCGCAUUCACAGUAGAACGUUACGUCGCUAUUUGCCGACCGUUACUGGCACAUAAAAUAGCCAGUUUGUCUCGAGCUGUGAAAAUUAUAAUCGUGGUGUGGUUAGUGGCUGUUUUAGCUGCUUUACCAUAUGGUCUUCAUACUCGUCAGUUUUAUGCUAUUAUCAAUCCCGAUACCAAUAAACCCAUUCCAGAUUCCUUAGUUUGUAAUAUUCCAGAAGAAUGGCGAGAUGUACCGAUGAAGUACAUUUUUCAGGUUUCCACGUUUGUGUUUUUUCUAACUCCAGUGACAAUUAUUAUUUGUUUGUAUAUACUUAUCGCCCUGGCACUUAGAAAAUCUUUCUUAUCUCGAGGCCUUUCUGAAGAAUCCCAUUAUGGCAGCCAAAAUAAACAUAAAAACAAAAACCAAUCAAGUAAUGUUCCUAAACAGCCGAGAAGAGUUGUAAUGAGAAUUUUAGUUGCUGUCGCGGUAGCAUUUAUCAUUUGCUGGGCACCAUUCCAUGCUCAGAGGUUGAUGGUGUUAUAUGUUCCUAAGUGGACAGUCGAGCUGAUGGAUCUCGUCCUCGUCAUUAUACUAUACUUAAAUUAUUUUCUGUGUAUUUCAGGUGUGCUGUAUUUCAUCAGUUCUACAGUUAAUCCAAUAUUGUAUAAUGUGAUCUCGAAACGCUAUAGAUUGGCCUUUAAAGAGACC
Lottia gigantea (owl limpet) is the source of this 960-nucleotide messenger RNA. RefSeq lists its product as hypothetical. The annotation marks the transcript as partial. Gene Ontology annotation, molecular function: neuromedin U receptor activity. The transcript is spliced from 5 exons. NCBI's taxonomy places the organism in Eukaryota, Metazoa, Mollusca, Gastropoda, Lottiidae. Gene Ontology annotation, cellular component: plasma membrane. The record is from RefSeq and is a predicted model, not a curated record. Gene Ontology annotation, biological process: neuropeptide signaling pathway.